Molecule: messenger RNA, 672 nt
Organism: Ilex paraguariensis (yerba mate)
Lineage: Eukaryota; Viridiplantae; Streptophyta; Magnoliopsida; Aquifoliales; Aquifoliaceae
Source: the annotation of a GenBank genome assembly
GGAUGUGAUGGUUCUGUUCUCAUAAACUCCACCAAGAACAACCAAGCCGAGAAAGAUGCAGCCCCCAACACAAGUUUAAGAGGUUUUGAAGUGAUUGAUGCUGCCAAAACUGCAGUAGAAAAAAAGUGCCCUGGAGUUGUUUCUUGUGCUGACAUCGUCGCCUUGGUGGCUCGAGAUGCAGUUUCAAUGGACCAUCAUGGUCAGUGCCCACGGGACGAAGGGACGGAAGAGUGUCAACGGCCAAAAUGCCUUGAAAAACCUACCAUCUCCAUUUUCCAAUAUAACUCAACUAAAAGCGUCUUUUGGGUCAAAGGGUUUGAGUGUAAAAGACCUUGCAGUCCUAUCUGGAGGCCACACCAUAGGGAUCUCUCACUGCUUUCCGGCCGUCACGAUCCGAUUUACAACUUCACUGGCAAAGGUGACACUGACCCAACAAUUGAUCCAAACUAUGCAGCUGCGUUGAAGAAAAUAUGUAAACCGGGCAAUUUGACUACGAUCGUUGAGACGGAUCCUGGAAGCUCCAAAAAGUUUGACACUGAUUAUUACACUAGGAUUUCAAGUGGAUCCACUUUUUUGAAUGACUUUGGACCUGCCAUGGUGAAGAUGGGUCAGAUUGGGGUGCUCACAGACAAGUCUGGUGAAAUCAGGAAACGAUGUGCAUUCAUCAACUAA